AUGUCGCUUGAGCUAGCAAAGGCAAAAAAACCUUUUACUGAUGGCAAUUUAAUUGAAAAGUGUGCCGUUGAAAUGGCCAAAGCUUUUGAAGAUUCUAAAAUGGCGGAGAAAUUUCAAUCAGUGCCACUUUCUCAUCAAACCAUACAAAGAAGGAUAGUUGCUAUGGGUGAGCAAGUAGAAAAGUCUUUGCCUAGCCUAGUUAAAAAAAGUUCAUAUUUCUCACUUUGUCUGGAUGAAAGCACUGAUCAAUCAGAUGUUAGUCAGCUCCUAAUAUUUGUGCGGACUACUUUUGACGAUUUUAAAGAGGAGUUAUUUGAUAUCUGCCCUCUUUAUGGAACGACUAAAGGAAAAGACAUCUAUGAGGCUGUGAAGAAAGCAGUUGAUAGAAUUGGAGGUUUCGAUAAAUGUUUAGCAAUAGCAACAGACGGGGCCCCAUCAAUGACAGAUUGGCAACGAUCCCAAGUACUCCUCGAAGCUGUAUUUGACAGAAUUGGAAUGGAAGAACGUACUGAAAGUAAUGAUUUGGCUGCCACAGUCGCCCUCAACCCGAUUGAGUUGUUGUGA
Diorhabda sublineata is the source of this 564-nucleotide messenger RNA. Its product is annotated as SCAN domain-containing protein 3-like. The coding region runs from base 1 to 564 and encodes 187 amino acids. The record is from RefSeq and is a predicted model, not a curated record. The transcript is spliced from 2 exons. Lineage: Eukaryota; Metazoa; Arthropoda; Insecta; Coleoptera; Chrysomelidae.